AUGUUUAAAGAAGGUUGGAAUCUUCACAAAUUCGUAAAGUCAGCUUUACCAAAUGGAGUGAAUGCGAUUGGAGAUCCAAUUCUCCUUGAAGGAGGCCAAGCAGAUGGUAGAAUUAUGACGGAAUGUUUGAUUUCCAUGCUUGGAAUUGGAAUUUCUUGUUCUGCCGAAUCACCUACAGACAGGAUGGACAUUAGUGAUGCUGCUAUAAAGCUUCAUUCGGUCAGAGAUAAUUUUAGUCUUCCAUUGUAUGGAGAACCUUUUAACUCUGUAGGAAUGGGCUCUGUAUGCUUCUGGUCUUGUUUUUUAAACUCUGCUACUGUUUAUCUGUUGUUCUUUGCCAAAAGAACAUACUCACUUGCUGGAAAUGAGACUGAUCAACUAGCCCUGCUCGAGUUCAAGGCCGGAAUAGCUGCUGAUCCUUUGGGGGUCAUGACCUCAUGGAAUGGCACCAGCCACUUCUGCCAAUGGUACGGGGUUACUUGUGGCCGCCGGCACCGGAGGGUCAUGACCUCAUGGAAUGGCACCAGCCACUUCUGCCAAUGGUACGGGGUUACUUGUGGCCGCCGGCACCGGAGGGUCAUAAUGUUGGAAAUCCGUUCCUUAAAACUUGGGGGAACCAUAUCUCCAUACAUUGGUAAUUUGAGCUUUCUAAAGGUACUAGACCUUAGAAACAAUAGCUUCACUCAUAAUAUUCCUCCUGAACUUGGUCGUUUGAGAAGACUACAAGCACUAUACCUGCAUAAUAAUUCGCUCACUGGUGAGAUUCCACCCAAUAUUUCUGGAUGUUCUAACCUUAUUUAUUUAAGUCUUUAUGACAACAAUCUGAUAGGAAAAGUUCCUGUAGAGCUUGGCUCUCUCUCGAAGCUUCAAUUUCUUCUUGUAGCUAGGAACAAUCUAACGGGAACUAUCCCUCAUUCUCUUGGAAACUUAUCUUCUCUUACUCAUCUUUAUGCAACGUUAAACAACUUUGCUGGAAACAUUCCAGAUGCUUUAGGACGACUUAAAAAUCUUAAUUUUUUGGGCCUCGCUGCAUGUAAGUUGUCUGGCGUUAUCCCUUCUUCAAUAUUCAAUCUUUCUUCUAUUUCACAUUUUGAUACAGCAGACAACAAUUUUGAAGGAUUUCUUCCUGCGGAUUUGUUCAUCUCUCUUCCAAAAAUUCAGUUUGGGGGUUUUGGUUUUAACCAAUUUACCGGUCCCAUUCCUGAUUCAAUAUCUAAUGCUUCCAAUAUAGUCAUUCUUCAGUUGCAGGGAAACGCUCUCACAGGAAAAGUGCCUCCUUUAGAGAGAUUGAAUAUUCAAACGCUUCAUGCUAAUCACAAUCAUCUUGGAACUGGAGAAGUAGAUGAUAGGAGAUUUCUCUGUUCUUUGAUUAAUUCCAGCAUUUUGCAAAAGUUGAAUAUGGGCAAAAAUAACUUUGGUGGGUCCUUACCUGAGUGCAUUGGCAACUUGUCAUCCCAUCUUGAUGAGUUAGGUCUAUAUGAAAACCAAAUAUCUGGAAGCAUUCCAACUAGUAUUGGAAAUCUGGUCAACUUGUUGGAUUUGCAUGUGGAUGACAACAACCUUUCAGGUAUGGUUCCCCAAAGGAUUGGGAAUCUGCGAAAUAUAGUGGUUAUGAGUUUCAGUCAAAACAACUUCUUCGGACCAAUUCCAUCUUCUCUUGGAAACCUCACAAAGUUGAGUAUACUUUAUUUUGCUGGUAAUAAGCUUCAGGGUACUAUUCCUUCAAGUCUAGCUAAUUGCAACUAUUUGCAAGUGCUGGAUUUUUCUCAAAACAAUCUUAGUGGUAUCAUACCCCCACAAGUUAUUGGCCUCUCAUCCUUGUCAAUUUUUGCUAGUUUUGCACAAAACUAUUUCACUGGUUUGCUUCCAAUAGAGGUAGGCAAUUUGAAAGCCUUAGGUAUCUUGGAUGUCUCUGACAACCUAUUAUCAGGUGAGAUACCAAAAAGUCUUGGGAGCUGCACAAGUCUGGAGCACCUACGCAUGAAUGAGAACCGUUUCCAAGGAUCCAUUCCUUUCUCUCUCAGUUCAUUGAGAGGCAUUCAAGAAUUGGAUUUUUCUCACAACAACUUUUCCGGACAAAUUCCUGGAUUUUUGGCUAGUUUUAAUUCAUUGGUCAGUUUGAACUUAUCUUUCAAUGAUUUUGAAGGCAUAGUGCCUACUGAUGGAGUCUUCAAGAAUGCAAGCAUUACUUCAGUUAUGGGAAACAAAGGCAUAGUGCCAACUGAUGGAGUCUUCAAGAAUGCAAGAAUUACUUCAGUUAUGGGAAACAGCAAGCUAUGUGGAGGCAUUCCUGAGUUCCAACUGCCUGUUUGCCACCUACUGCCUUUGUUUGCAACCUUCAAGAUCCAACAAGAGGAGACUUAA
Messenger RNA from Jatropha curcas, 2364 nucleotides. The record is from RefSeq and is a predicted model, not a curated record. NCBI's taxonomy places the organism in Eukaryota, Viridiplantae, Streptophyta, Magnoliopsida, Malpighiales, Euphorbiaceae.